AUGCCCGAGGCCUCGCGUGAAGAGCUGUUGGCGACGCUGAAUGCUCUGUCGCAGCAGCUGUACCCGCGUCUCUCGGCCAUGCAUGAGAACGUGGAGUUGGUGCUUUCGGGGGAGAAUUUUGAGCGCGGGGCAGCUGGGGCGCGAGCAGCAGCGGCUGGCGGAGCAGCAGCAGUGGGUGGGGCAGCAGCAGCCGGUGGGGCGGCGGCAGGUACCCCAGGAGUGGAGCAACAGGUGGAAGCUGCACAGGGGCAGGGCGUGCAGGAGAGAGUGCAGGUGGAGGGAGUGCAAGAGGAGGGUGGACUUCUGCAGAAAUCUCUUGACCAGAGAAAUCAAGAAGGUUCAAGCAGCAGCAGACUUGCAUCAGCUAAGGCGGAUCAAGAACCUGAAAGGGCCACGCCAGUGGAUGUGAUCCGGCCUGCUUGCCUGGCCUCCCUGGUUCUGAAUACCAUCCAGUUUACCCCUCUACCCGAGCCUGCUUCUGGAGAUAUCGCCUCUACAUCUCCUGCCUUGGUUCCCGUUUCCUGCACCCCUCCUUUCUCCACAUCUCCUCCCUCAAAUUUCUUCUCUCCUGGUUCCACCCCAAGUGCUUCUCCCAGUCAGCAGCGGUGGUCGUUUGAGAGCAUUGCGCUGGCGGCUGUGUUUGGUGGGCUGAGGCGGUUGGCAGUGGUGCAGUGCGGUGGGGUGGGGGAGGAGCAGCUGAGGGCAGUGCUGCGUGCAUGCCGGGUGUUGGUGGAGCUGAGAGUAGAGCACAGCGAUGCCAUGUCCGAUAAAGUGCUGCUCUCAUGUCCUCUCCACUCACUCACCCAUGCCACUCUCAUUGCUUGCAACGGCAUCACUGCUGCUGGGGUGAUCGGGUUGCUUGCAAGCUUCCCAAGGCUGAUGCAGUUGAAGGUGGAAGCGGUUAAGGUUCCUGAACGGGCUCGACGGAAAUUGCUGCGUGCUGCUGUGGGUCAUCUCCUCGCUUCUUCAGACUUGCAUGGCUUGUUUGCUCGCCAGACUGGCACAUUCCUACGCCAGCUGACUCCUUGUGUGCUCUCACACUCGAUGUCGCUCACACUUUCCUACGUGAGCUGGUCAAUUCCGGUGCGCCAUGGCGUAAGCCUCAGCCACCUCGCGCCUCGUGCUUUCCGGUCUCAACAGCUUCUCAUCGUCUCUCUUACACGCGCGCCUCGUCCUUCGCUCGGAGGAAAGGUCGGAUAUUUAGUUCCUCACCACCAUGGGCCUCCUCGCACCUCCCUCUCGAUCUGCCUUUUUUCCCAGCAGAUCAUGGAGCACUCCUCUGCCUUCGACGCGGUGAUGGCAGAUAACGCUGGGAUCACCCCUUCGUUCAGUGACCUCCUUGGCGACGGGUCUCCCGUGGCCAAGAAGGUGUGCAAAGCCGCAUCCUCGUCUUCCUCUAAACUCCCGGGUGCUGCUCCCGCUCCGGCGCCUGCUGUGAAUGUGGAAGUUUCAUCCGCCCCUUCCUCGGGAAUGCCUGGCAAGCGUUUCCGCCGCCUCUGUGCCCUGCGAGACACUGUCGGUGAGACCGCGACCGAUGUGACCCGUGAUCUGGACACUCUUGCCGCUGUGAUUUUCCCUGAGAACCUCGCUGACCAUCGCAAGGACAUCAUCGCUUUUAUCAAAAAGAGUCUUCGUCGUGCUGAUUUCAAGAAUUGGCAGAUCCCCACCUUCAAGUCGAUGGCGGGUGAGAACCUGAAAUUCGGCAAAAAGAUCUACGCCCGGCAGAUCCUGCAGUUUCCGAACAAGGAAGCGGCCGAGGACUUUGCUGCCCGCCCCUCGAUCUUCUUCUCCGCGGCCCACGGUCCUGACGUCGAACUUAAGGUCUAUGUCGACCCCGCGCCGGACUUCACGGCGGCGAAAGCGCGCGGUGAAACCAGCAUCCCCAUGCUUGGAGACGCAGCUUUCAGCGUUACCCCGCCUGUCAUCUGGAUCCCUGACGUGCGCGAACCGGUCCUGGUGAACCUCUCUUGCCACUCCUGUGGCAUAUGCUCGAGCAACCACCGAACCGGGGACCACCAUGUGUUCCCCACGACGCGACGCAACAAGAUCAACAACCCGUACUCAAUUUCGGUGGCUCAGCUUCAAAACGUUAAUGCCAAAGCUCUGGGACACUCGCCUGCCGCCAACCAAGUCAAGCAGGACCCCGCGCUUCUCUUCAUUGGCCUCGACAGCGAUGUCGAGGUCUGGACUUGCUGCGCCUGCGACUUCGUCUGUGGUUGGACCAUAGACACGGCUAUUGCUCACGGCAAUUCUUCUCAGCAUCUCCACCGCCUGCGGACGGCCAGCCCCCUCCUGAAGGACGAAUUCGGGGAUAUGAAGGUUCAGCAGUUUCUGAAGAACGACAAGCUGGUUCAGUUUUUCGCCGAGGAAUAG
Molecule: messenger RNA, 2373 nt
Organism: Closterium sp. Yama58-4
Lineage: Eukaryota; Viridiplantae; Streptophyta; Zygnematophyceae; Desmidiales; Closteriaceae
Source: the annotation of a GenBank genome assembly